AUGAUUUUUCCUCCUCCAGAAAACAAGAUUUUGGUGAAGCAGUCGCCCAUGCUUGUGGUGGACAACAAUGCCGUCAACCUUAGCUGCAAAUAUACCUACAACCUCUUUUCAAAGGAGUUCCGGGCAUCCCUUUAUAAGGGAGCAGACAGUGCUGUGGAAGUCUGUGUUGUGAAUGGAAACUACUCCCAUCAGCUUCCCUUUCACUCAAAAACGGGAUUCAACUGUGAUGGGAAAUUGGGCAAUGAAACAGUGACAUUCUACCUCUGGAAUUUGUUUGUUAACCAAACAGAUAUUUACUUCUGCAAAAUAGAAGUCAUGUAUCCUCCUCCUUACAUAGACAAUGAGAAGAGCAAUGGAACCAUUAUCCAUGUGAAAGAGAAUCAUCCAUGUUCAACUCCCCGAACUCCUGAGUCUUCUAAACAACUUUGGGCACUGGUGGUGGUUGGAAUCUUGGCUUUUUAUAGCUUCCUAGCAACAGUGAUUCUUUCUAUUUGCUGGAUAAAGAAUAAGAGGAACAGGAUUCUUCAGAGUGACUACAUGAACAUGACCCCUCGGAGGCCAGGGCCCACCCGCAAGCACUACCAUCCCUACGCCCCAACACGAGACUUUGCAGCGUACCGCUCCUGA
Messenger RNA from Pteronotus mesoamericanus, 627 nucleotides. RefSeq names its product CD28 molecule (gene CD28). Gene Ontology annotation, biological process: T cell activation; immune response; T cell receptor signaling pathway. Lineage: Eukaryota; Metazoa; Chordata; Mammalia; Chiroptera; Mormoopidae. The record is from RefSeq and is a predicted model, not a curated record. Bases 1 to 627 code for a protein of 208 amino acids. Gene Ontology annotation, cellular component: membrane; external side of plasma membrane. The transcript is spliced from 3 exons.